Uloborus diversus is the source of this 3275-nucleotide messenger RNA. RefSeq names its product pre-mRNA-splicing factor ATP-dependent RNA helicase DHX16-like (gene l(2)37Cb). Gene Ontology annotation, molecular function: RNA binding; ATP binding. The record is from RefSeq and is a predicted model, not a curated record. Bases 1 to 3093 code for a protein of 1030 amino acids. The transcript has a single exon. Gene Ontology annotation, cellular component: catalytic step 2 spliceosome; intracellular anatomical structure. Lineage: Eukaryota; Metazoa; Arthropoda; Arachnida; Araneae; Uloboridae.
AUGGCGCAAGUUUAUCAGUGGAUCAGCGAUGAACUUCAUAAUAUACUUGGUUUUAGCGACAAAUACACUGCAGAAUUUUUGUUGAAUCUUGCUUCUAAAAGCUCAAGUGCAGAUGUGUUACUUGAAAAAAUAAAGGAUACCGGAACUUUAACGAUUAAUAAGGAUGUCGUCAAGUUUGCUAGUGAACUUUGGCAUAAAGUUCCUCAUGCAGAAGUGAAAGAAAAGCCUGCUAGAGCUUAUGAAAGAGCGAUUGCUGAAACAUUGAAGAAAAAUAUGAGUUACCAAUUAAUUGAGGACGACGACGAUGAUAUUCCAGCCCCUGUGAUUCAAAAACCGAAGAAAGCUAAGAAACGGAAAAAUUUGCGCGAAAGGAAAGAAUCUAGCAGUGACAGUGAAGAAUUUUCAAGAUAUGACAAAGAUUCCAGUAAAAAAUCAGACUCUGAGAGUGAUUAUGAGAAGAUGGAAAGAGAAAGACUGGAAGAUUUGAAAGAGAGAGAUGAAUUCUCAGAACGUCUUAAAAAGAAAGACAAAGACAAAACACGUAACAUAGUUGAAAAAUCUGACCGAAAGGCUUUUGAAGAAGCAGCAAAAAGGCUUCGUCUUGAAGUUGAAGAUCGCAAAAAAAUUGUCCCCAAGUUGCGAGUGGAAUCUCGGAGAGAAUAUUUGAGCAAAAGAAAAGAAGAUAAAUUACUUGAGUUAGAAGGAGAUAUACAAGACGAAGAGUAUCUAUUUUCAGACGUCAGACUCACUUCAAAAGAAAAAAAAGAACUGGAAUAUAAAAAAAAGAUUUUAGAGCUUGCAAAGCAACAUGAUAAAGCGAAAGAAAUGGAAAAAAUUGAACGCUAUCACAUGCCAGAGGCUUCUCGAAAAGAACCCAGCAAAAAGUAUGAAGAAAUCGACGAGAGGGAAAAAGCGCCCAAUGCGGAACAAUUGAUAUGGGAACAAGAGCGACUCGGAUUUGCCCAGAUGCGUUUCGGAGCAGCUGAUGCGAAAAAUAAGCACAAAGAAAAGGAGUACGAUUUAGUAUUCGAUGAUGCUAUCGAGUUUGUUCAGACGAUCAAAAUGCCAGGUUCCUCAUCAGUGGAAAAUGAACCAGAAGUGUCUGAACUGGAGAAAAAGAAACUUACCAUUCAAGAAACAAGAAGGAGUCUACCAAUAUAUCCAUUUAGGGAAGAUUUAUUGAAAGCGAUAGAAGAGCACCACGUUUUGAUCAUCGAAGGUGAAACCGGAUCUGGGAAAACGACUCAAAUACCACAAUAUUUAUAUGAAGCAGGUUAUACAAAUGACAAGAAAAAAAUUGGCUGCACCCAACCCCGAAGAGUAGCAGCUAUGAGCGUGGCUGCCCGCGUAGCUGAAGAACUCUCCGUCAAACUUGGAAAUGAAGUCGGCUAUAGCAUCAGAUUUGAAGACUGUACGUCUGAGCGAACGGUACUGAAAUAUAUGACGGAUGGCAUGCUGCUCAGGGAGUUUCUCUCAGAACCUGACUUGGCAUCUUACAGUGUCGUCAUUGUAGAUGAAGCUCAUGAGCGCACACUUCACACGGAUAUUCUGUUCGGAUUGGUUAAAGACAUCGCUCGGUUUCGUCCAGAUUUGAAGUUGCUCAUAUCCAGUGCAACUUUAGAUGCUGAGAAAUUUUCACAAUUUUUUGAUGAUGCUCCUAUUUUUAGGAUACCUGGGCGAAGAUUUCCAGUUGAUAUUUUUUAUACUAAAGCACCAGAAGCAGAUUAUUUGGAUGCUUGUGUAGUAACAGUUUUACAAAUACACUUCACACAACCAUUAGGGGAUAUAUUAGUGUUUUUAACAGGUCAGGAAGAAAUUGAAACAUGUAAUGAAUUACUUUUAGAAAGGACUAGAAAGCUAGGCUCUAAAAUGAAAGAACUUAUCAUAUUGCCUAUAUAUGCAAAUUUACCUUCAGAUAUGCAGGCUAAGAUAUUUGAACCGACACCACCAGGUUCUAGAAAAGUUGUCAUUGCUACAAACAUUGCAGAAACAUCUUUGACUAUUGAUGGUAUAAUUUAUGUUAUCGAUCCGGGUUUUUGCAAACAAAAUAGCUUCAAUGCUCGAACUGGAAUGGAAUCUUUAGUUGUUACGCCAAUUUCCAAAGCUUCGGCCAAUCAAAGAGCGGGGAGGGCCGGUCGUGUUGCAGCUGGGAAGUGCUUCCGUCUGUACACUGCUUGGGCUUACCAACACGAACUUGAAGACAACACGAUUCCGGAAAUUCAACGCGUAAAUUUGGGAAAUGCGGUUUUGUUAUUGAAGUCUUUAGGUAUAAAUGAUAUCAUUCAUUUUGAUUUUCUAGAUCCGCCACCACAUGAAAGCUUAGUUUUAGCUCUAGAGCAGUUAUAUGCCUUAGGGGGUUUGAAUCAUCAAGGCGAAUUAACAAAACUUGGAAGACGCAUGGCAGAAUUUCCAGUGGAUCCCAUGAUGUCAAAAAUGCUCUUGGCUGCUGAAAAAUAUAAAUGCUCCGAGGAAAUUCUUUCAAUUGCAGCAAUGUUAUCAGUAAAUAAUGCAAUAUUCUAUAGACCCAAAGAUAAAAUUGUGCAUGCAGAUACAGCAAGAAAAAAUUUCUUUAGCCCAGGAGGAGACCAUUUAACCCUUUUAAAUGUUUACAAUCAAUGGGUCGAGUCCGAUUAUAGCACUCAGUGGUGUUUCGAAAAUUAUAUUCAAUACAGAUCCAUGAAGAGAGCUCGAGACGUCCGAGAACAGCUGGAAGGGUUAAUGGAUAGGGUGGAAAUCGAGCUGGUAUCAAAUCCUUUAGAUUCUGUUGCCAUUAGAAAAUCAAUAACUGCUGGAUACUUUUAUCACACUGCACGUCUAUCGAAAAGUGGACAGUACAAAACUGCUAAACAGCAGCAAACAGUUAUGAUUCACCCUAAUAGUGCACUGUUUGAAGAUUUACCAAGAUGGCUUGUUUAUCAUGAAUUAGUAUUUACGACUAAAGAAUUUAUGAGACAGGUUAUUGAAGUUGAAGGCAUGUGGUUGUUAGAAGUCGCUCCUCAUUAUUAUAAGUCAAAAGACAUUGAAGAUUCUUCGAAUAAAAAAAUGCCUAAAAAUACGGGGAAGGCACAAUCUGAUUUGGACAGAAAGUAUUAGUAUAUUAUCUGUAAAUAAAUUUUAUACUUAAUUUUGUACAUUUACCUAUUCAUUUUUUUACAUAAGCUCUAAUGUUAGCAUUUUUUUUUUUUUUUUUUUUGAAUUCUUCAAAUUUAAAUGAAAUGUUGUUCUGAUUUUAAAAAAUGAACACAAGAAUGAGAGGUCUUGGCCAAGAGAUUGCA